GGUCAAUCGUGAUUAUUGCCCGUAGGAGGGACUUUGAGGUAUGUCGUCCCGAGGUCGUGGUUAUUAUGGACGAGUGAGCUACAGUGGUGGUAGAGGUAGCGGAUACAGAGGUUCUUAUAGAGGCAGUAGCAAUCGAGGCAGUUAUGAAAGCCGUGGAGGCCGUGGUGGUGGCGCAAGCUAUUCAUCAUACAAUAAUGAUACUCGUUAUAAUAGCGGUGGAAGGAGUUACAACACCAGUCGUGACAGAGUAGAUGAAUCUUACAAAAAAACAUAUCGAAAUGAAAGCUCUGUUAACUAUUCAAACAGAGAGUAUGGAGGUAGAGGAGGAUCACCAGAAAGAAAAAGAAUGAGGAUGGAGGGACCAGCCGAAAGACGUAGCCAUGACGGCGGCGGCGGUCAUUACGGCGGGUCCUACAGCUCAAGGCAGGAAAAUUACGGAGGCGAAAGGAGGUCCUUCGGUGGGGAUGAACGAAGACGAUCGCCCGCCAGAGAAAGCUACCGCAAACCAAGCGGUAUGGGCCCCCCGCGAGAGCCGCGCAUCGGCACCCGCCCGCGCCGCCCCUUCCGUGGCCGCACUCUGCGCUCGCGAGCAUCCUAUCGCGGCACACCGCGCUCGCGUGCCUCCUUUACGAGGCGGUUCGCUGAUAGAACCCUCAAUUACAACCGUGCCUUUAGAAGCGUCAAGGGACGCAGUUCCAUCAAAUCCAAAGAAGAAGCAUCCUCAACUGAAGAAGAUUGGGAUGCUGACGACAAGGAAGAAAUAACUGAAGAAAAGAAAGAACCAAAAAAUAAGUCACCAAAGGUGGAGGCAGAAGAUUCUGAUGCUGAAGCUGCUGUUGUCGGUGGAGUUGCUGGUGAUGAUACAGAUAAGGAGCCCGAUGCCGCCUCCGAUACUGCGACGCGGCCCUUUGUUAAUCUUAUGUGUGUUCACUGCAAAGAAAAAUGCCCCACUUUUGCGAGGUACACAAAACAUUUGGUGUCAGUGAGACACCGCGCAGCGAUGGGUGUGGUGGCACGGCGCCACAAGACUCAGCUACUCCGCAUGCGCGUGGCCCAACGCGUGGCUCAACGUGAACUGGAAGCAGCAGCAGGCGCUGAUCUCGCCGAGCGCACGACAUUCUGUCCCGUAUGUCGCCUCAACCAUCGCACCACGCGCGAGGCUCACAACCUCACCGAUACUCAUCGAGCUAUGAAGCGCUUCCUUAUGCCCUUCUGUCGAAUUUGUCGCACUACAUAUCGUUCGCCUAUGAUCUAUGAACAUCAUAUAUGUUCGCUCGAACAUCUUAAGAAAAAAGCAAACAAGUCUUUACGCCGUGCGAGUCCAAAAGCUGAGGGUAGUGGUGAUGAGGGCAUGAAUGUUGAUUUGGAUAAUUUCAUGACACUUGAUUCUGUUGGUGAUGUUGAUGAAGUCGAGGAUGAUGACUCGGGAACAGAAAAAAAAGAUGAAGGUAGUCCAAAAAAAACAAAAGCAGAAAUUAACAUUGGAAGUGAACACAUUAAGAAGUUGGAGGUGUGGUGGUGUGAGCUUUGCCGCACAUAUCUAACGCGCGCCGAGACCGGUGGUGCCGAACUGACAGAGGUUGUGCGGCGCCACUGUCGACUUCGUCUCCAUCUCGGGCGAUAUGUGCAGUACCGUGACACUCGCACGCUUCGGAAGCAUGCUGAGCGCAUUCAUCGACAGCUUCAUCAGCAGAAACAAGAUGUGGAAGAAUCUGCAAAUGAUGUUGUUGCUAAAGGUAAAGAAGAAAAAGAGGAAACUAUUGAUGAAGUUAAGAAAAAACUGGACAAUACUACUGAAACUUCAAAUAUGUCGGCAAAUGAAGACAAAUUGUGGGCUGAUGUUGAUAAAGACAUUGGAGAACUUCUUCGAGAAGUGGACCCACAAGGAAAUGAAGGAACUGAUGAUGAAGAGGACCUAGACAGAUAUGAAAAGUUCCGAAAAACCGAUACCAAAAAAGCUAAGAAUAUUGAGAGUGAAAAUAAUGAAUCCAUUGUCUUGAAUUCAUCGAGUGAAAAGAAAUCUGUUGAAGUUAAUACUUCUGCUUAAUAAGGGAGGGGUCACUAUAAAACUAAUACUAAAAAAACAUAAAAGUGCAAUGUGUCUUCAAAUCACCUGAGAAAGAAAUAAACUCAGGUUAAUACAAAAAAUGUCUCCGCUUAUAAUAUUGCAAACCAUAAUUGCUGUCACGUUUUAGUCACGUUAUAAAAUACUAUGAAUAUUCAGGUUUUUUAACUUCCUACACCCACUCCACAGCAUAUUUGUGAAAAAUAAUAAUUCACUAUUACUUAUAAGAAUGUAAUUUUGUGCUACAUACAAAACAAUCUACAAGAUCGUCAGUCUAAAAAAAUAAUGAAAUUAUGGUAUAAAAUACAUAAAAAAA
Molecule: messenger RNA, 2381 nt
Organism: Bombyx mandarina (wild silkworm)
Lineage: Eukaryota; Metazoa; Arthropoda; Insecta; Lepidoptera; Bombycidae
Source: RefSeq, a predicted model, not a curated record